Danaus chrysippus (African queen) is the source of this 1791-nucleotide messenger RNA. The record is from the annotation of a GenBank genome assembly. Lineage: Eukaryota; Metazoa; Arthropoda; Insecta; Lepidoptera; Nymphalidae.
AUGGAGACAGGGGCAGAAAAACGUAAUCCGGACUGUACGCCAUGCAGGAUCGUUGGGUCAAUCGGCCUAGUCAGUAUUGGAGCUUACCUCGCUAACGCUGCAUUUAAAAAUAAAACUACACCAGGAAAAGUUUUAGUUUCCACUAUAUCCUUCGAUAAGCUGUGGGCAGAGCGUCGACACGAUGGGGCGCCUUACGAGUACGAUGUAGGGGAGUAUCGGGGUGAUUGGAUGAUGGAAACAGCUAAGCAAGUUCAUGGGGAGGCUCAACCAAAUAAAGUUCUGCCUCCUCAAGCUCGGACUUCGAUGGAUGGAACGUGGUCUGCUCAAUCUAACGCAUGGAGCGCUGCCUUGGGAGCAAUCGUUGGCGCUGGAACAGUCUUCCUAAUAGCUCUUCUAUUGUUCAUAUUUAAAAAACCAAAGAGACAGGAUCCACCGCAGCUUGCACCUAUGGAUGUAGCACAAAAUGAAAUGCUAAUACCUCGCGAGCAAUGUCGCGUGCAGCCACUAAGUGAGAGGUCCGCAUCAUCUCUACCACACGCUCGUCUCGCUAGAACACCUUCCAUAUCAUCCCAGAGCAGCCUGGACAGCGGUACAUCAAGAGCCACUAGUCACCGUGGUUCUUCUCCAGCAAUAAGGACCUUUGCUCCGGACGGUCGGACAUUAGAGGCUGGAGUAUCUGGCUUGCCAAGAUCUCCUUCACCGUUGAGAGCAGCGUCUCUUGACGUCAGAGCAGCUCCCCUCGGCUCCUUGGCUUCAUUGGCUGAUUCCCAAGCACCACCAAGCCCGAGACACAUACCUCCAAGAUGCCUUUCCCCCCUACUUAUGCCGCCACGACGAAUAGACCGAAGCAACUCUUUAGUUGAGAACAGCAGUGGAGCACCCUUGAGUCCCGGAGCCAGCACCGCGAUUAGUUCUUUAGGAGCCCUACAACCAGAUCUAUAUACUAAAAGAGAAACUCCUUUGGUUAUCGAAUUAGAGGGCGUCGGCCCCUCACUAGGAAGAAUUCACUUACGCUUAAAAUACGACUUCGACAGAUCCGACCUUGAAGUACAUUUGAUAGAAGCUCAUGAUCUGGCCGGAUAUGAGGCUGGAGGUUUUAAUGAUCCGUAUGUAAGAGUGAGUUUGUUACCCGAAGUCGACACUCGAGUUAGACAGACGCCAGUGCACAGGAAUGAAGCCAAUCCAUUUUUUGACCAGCACUUCAAGUUUCCAGUAUCACACGAUGACCUCACUGACAAAACAUUAUUGCUUCAGGUGUUUGAUUAUGACAGGUUCUCCAGAAACGAAGUGAUGGGCUCGGCCAAGGUCCCUCUUUCACGUGUGGAGGUCGCAGGUGGCGCGGAGGUUUGGGCAGAGUUAUCCCGCGAGCGUCGCCCGCCUGAAGAACUUCAAGAACUGUUACUCUCUCUGUCUUUCCUACCCUCGGCUGAACGUCUUACUGUUGUAGUACUGAAGGCUAGGAAUCUUCUUCCGCCUCAAGAAGGAAAAGAUGCUUUGGAUGUUUACGUGAAAGUAUACCUUCUUGUUAAUGGGAAACGCGUGAAGAAGAAGAAGACUAACCGUAAGGAAAUCAAUAACCCCAUAUGGAACGAAGCUUUAUCUUUCAGUCUUCCUUCAAGUAACUUACAAGAAGCUUCUAUUGAGGUAUGUGUUGUAACUGGCGGUGGUAGCGGCCUCGUGGUUGGUUGGUGCUGCGUGGGAGCCGCUGAACCAGCGGCCGAGGGUCGCCACUGGGCUCAAAUGGCGCAAGAAACACGAAAAGCCGUCGCCAUGUGGCACACCCUCAGAUAA